AUGGACGGUGUCGUUCACGAAGAGAACUUCGCCAAGAGGCAGGGCCUCGGCGGAUUCUUGUCUGGCAUCUUUGGUGGUGGCGGCAAUGGGCAAAGUGCGAGCACGAGCUCCAAUACAGACCCGCUCGGCUUGGGUGGUCUUACCAGCGGCUUACUACCUACCCAAUCUUCACCCUUGUCUCUGUCCUUACCCGGUUUGACGCACAGCUCGACGAGUACUACGUCGACGUCUGCCACGUCAAGAUCCGCCAUCUCCCUGACCUCGUCCAGCACAACUUCCUCCUCUACUUCUUCGUCCAGUUCCACGACGAGUUCUUCAUCCCCGUCCACUACGCCUCCCCCUACCUCCAGCACCUCUGCAUCUGAGUCGUCUACUUCCGUCGUCACGAGUACUUCCGAUGGCAACCCCGUCGUAUAUACUACGAUAAUCGCCGUCCCGGCGUCUGCCACCACGAGCGAGAGCUCGACUGGUGCAGCAGUCGCUCCCAAGUCGUUCUUCCAGAACAAGCCGCUUGAGGGUGGUGUCUUCGCCAUCGUUGGCGUUAUCGGCUUGGUUAUCGUCGUGGCCAUCGCAACCUUCGCCAUCCGUAGGAAGGCGAAGGACCGGUUGCACGAGGAAGCGCUGACUUGGCCGGACGAAGGUACCGGUGCUGCCUCCAGAGAUGUGGAGAAGGGAGGCGGUGGCCUUGGCUACGCGGGUUCCUUGAAGGGGCGUAGGAUGAGCGAUUCCAGUACUGCACACGGCGUCGGUAACGACGGCUCGAGCAGCGGCCACGGCACCGUCCCUAUGCCACCCGGCAUCGGCGGGUACAUGCCUGGCGGCUACGGCGCAGCACCUGUGCUGCCCCCUGCCGGCUACCCGCAGCAGCAGAUGGGGUACGACUACAACGCUGGUCAAGGGUACGGACGUAACUUGGUCAGCCCGCCCACUGUCAACCCCCAAUACCAGAACGCCUAUGGUGCUCCUGUACUCCCGAAUCCGAUCUACGACCCUGUGCGCUCGCCUGUGUACCCGGCCAAUCCGACUAUGCCCCAGUUUAACGUGACGUCGCCUCCUCCUAUGGGCGCUACGGCAGUCCCGAAGGCUCUGCCUCCUCUCGAGACUGAGCGAGCGAACUUGCCGUACGCAGACCGCUCUAGUCCCACUGCUGCCAACCGGAGGAGCGCGAGCUUGUUAAGCCCGGUCUCUGCCAGCGAGCAUGACCCGUAUGACGGAGUUGCGAGCGACGGAUCUGCCAAGGUCAGGAAGCGCGCUAGCUCGCAUUCGAGGGAGUUGGAUCCCGCUAUGCCUGCCAUGCCGGCUACACCGGCGUUGCCUGACAGUUUCGGCGACGACAACCUUGGUGCAGUAGGCAGUGUCCAGGAGUACGACGACAAGCGGGUACUGAAGGUCGGUUUCAUCGUCCUAUUAAACAUCAACGUGUCGUCUGAUCUAAUACCUUCGUUUCAGGUCGCAAACCAGUACUAA
Messenger RNA from Gloeophyllum trabeum ATCC 11539, 1467 nucleotides. RefSeq lists its product as uncharacterized. Lineage: Eukaryota; Fungi; Basidiomycota; Agaricomycetes; Gloeophyllales; Gloeophyllaceae. The record is from RefSeq and is a predicted model, not a curated record. The coding region runs from base 1 to 1467 and encodes 488 amino acids. The transcript is spliced from 4 exons.